AUGUAGAAGUAGGACGGCGCCAUCAGGGUUGGAGGACAGAAACGGGUGGAGACAUUUGAUUUGAUUCCUGAAGUACGGUACUACGUGUGCCAAAGCCAAAAGCAGGAAGUAUAGACUAGAGAGUUUGUCAAGACGGCGGUGGUUCGAGAGGUUAUAGUGAAGGGAAAGCAGUGAAUCAUGAAGCGGUGCCUACGUCAAGCAGCAUGACUCUUUGCGCAAGUGAUUCAUCCCACAUUUCGACCAAGCACAAAACACCCCGCUCUGUUUGUCACAGGAAUUCUUGUCAGACACUCACACAUCAUCAUGGCCGACCAAAACACAGUGGAAAGCAAGCCCGAGCAGUCGCUCCCCGAGAGACCCAAGGAUGCCCCCGCCGACGAGGCUGGUGCUGCUGGCGCCGAGGGCGACAAGGGCCCUUCAAAGAGCGCAUUGAAGAAGGCAGCCAAGGAGAAGGAAAAGGCCGAGAAGGCAGCCAAGCGCAAGGCCGCCGAGGAGGCGCAGAAGAAGCAGCAAGAGGGCUCGGAUGUUUCGCGCGAGGACUACGGCGACCUGCCCAUGAUAGGAUCCCUGGAGUACAAGCCUUCCGGUGUCAAGCGCGUCACCCUCGCCCAGAUCGCCGAGAAGUACAACGAGACCACCCCCUUCGACGAGGCCGGCGGUGUCGACGUCUGCUUCCGCGCCGUCGUCGAGAAUGCUCGCAACCAGUCGGCCAAGCUCUCUUUCCUGGUCUUCCGUGAGACUCUCAACACCAUCCAGGCCGUUGUCGCCGCCAGCGACACCCUCAGCAGACAGAUGGUCAAGUUCGCCGGUAGCAUCAACGCCGAGUCCAUCGUGCUGGUUCACGGUCUGGUCAAGAAGACUCCCGAGCCCGUCAAGAGUGCCACCAUCAGCCACCUCGAGAUCCACGUCAAGAAGAUCUACGUUGUUGCAAAGGCCGACAGCCAGCUCCCCAUGCAGGUCCAGGAUGCUGAGAGACCUCUGCCCCUCGAGGGUGAGGAGGCCAAGGAGGAUGAGAGCGGCCGUCCCAUCGUCACCUUGAACACUCGUCUCAACAACCGUGUCAUUGAUCUCCGUGGUAAGCACAACCGCGCCAUCUUUGCCAUCAAGGAUGGUGUCACCGCCCUCUUCCAGGAAUUCCUCCGUGGUCAUGGCUUCAUCGGCAUCCAGACCCCCAAGCUCCUUGGUGCUCCCUCCGAGGGCGGUGCCAACGUCUUCGAGGUCGGCUACUUUGCUACCAAGGCUUUCCUUGCCCAGUCACCCCAGCUGUACAAGCAGAUGCUCAUCGCUUCCCGCUUUGAGCGUGUCAUGGAAGUCGGCCCCGUCUUCCGCGCCGAGAACUCCAACACCGCCCGCCACUUGACCGAGUUCACCGGUCUGGAUCUGGAGAUGGCCUUCGAGGAGGACUACCACGAGGUCGUCGAGGUGCUCGAGAACCUCAUGCUCUACAUCUUCAACGGUCUGCGCACAAAGUACAAGCGCGAGACCGACCUCGUCCGCAGCAUCUACCACGUCGACGAGUUCAAGCUCCCCGAAGCCGGAAACGUGCCCCGCAUUCCCUUCAGCGAAGGUAUCCAAAUGCUUCGCGACGACGGUCUCGAAAUCGGCGACUACGACGAUCUCAGCACCCCCGAUGAGAAGCGUCUCGGUGCCCUCGUGCUCAAGAAGUACGGCUCGGACUUUUACGUCCUCGACCAAUUCCCCCUCAACAUCCGCCCCUUCUACACCAUGCCCUCGCACACCGCUCCUGCUCACACAGAAGGCGCAAAGGACCCCAAUGCCGGCUACAGUAACUCCUACGACUUCUUCAUGCGUGGUCAGGAGAUUCUGUCGGGUGCCCAGCGUAUCCACGAUGCAGACUUUUUGUGCAAACGCAUGAAGGAGCACGUCACACCUUGUGACCCCAACUCUGACGGUCUGCGUGACUAUGUCAAUGCUUUCCGUUACGGUUGUCCUCCUCAUGCCGGUGGUGGUAUUGGUUUGGAGCGUAUCGUCAUGUUGUGGUUGGGUCUUCCUAACGUGCGUCUGGCUUCGCUGUUCCCCAGAGACCCUAACCGUGUCAUGCCCUAAGUGCGAUCGACUCUUGGUCCACCACUUUGCAAAAGAGAGAAAAGAGCCAUGGCCUUUUAUGUUAGAUGU
This is a messenger RNA of Aureobasidium subglaciale EXF-2481, 2136 nucleotides long. RefSeq lists its product as uncharacterized. The record is from RefSeq and is a predicted model, not a curated record. NCBI's taxonomy places the organism in Eukaryota, Fungi, Ascomycota, Dothideomycetes, Dothideales, Saccotheciaceae. Gene Ontology annotation, molecular function: ATP binding; aspartate-tRNA ligase activity; RNA binding. Gene Ontology annotation, biological process: aspartyl-tRNA aminoacylation. The transcript is spliced from 2 exons. Bases 304 to 2067 code for a protein of 587 amino acids. Gene Ontology annotation, cellular component: aminoacyl-tRNA synthetase multienzyme complex; cytoplasm; cytosol.